UAAUGAGUGAACAUGCAUAUACAUGCAUGCAUAUAUGCUUUUGAAAACCAAAAUAUGAUCCGAGAGAUGCAAUUGGUUCAUAGCAGGGCUCUCACCUGCCUGCAUGAUCAAAUAGCCUAGCACCUGAAAACAUUCUAUGUUUAUUGCAGAAGAAAGAAUAUUGAAUCGACGUCCAAUAGACGGACAGAAGUCCAAUCAAACCAAGUAGGCUACUAGAAUACAAACACGCUGUGAUGCGCAAGCCAAGUCUGACGUUGUGGUUGAGCUUUGGGGUCUCAUUUUCAUAAGAACGUAACGAUAUAGCGGAUGACAGUUUCGAGUUCAUAUGGAGAACACGGCAAGCGUGAGCCAGUGCGUCAAAACAAAACAUUAGUACUUGAGAAUCUAGAGGCGUGUCGCUGUGUUGCUAUGUACACUACAGUAUAUUUGUUAGAAUGAGAGAGGAGGUGAGGGGGCUGGCGCGGCCACAGCUUCCAACCGUGUGUGGUGCUCUGCACGCUGACAGCCUGCUUACGUCUGCACAUAGAACGCCGACAAUAUUGUAAAUUCUGUUGCUGAGACAGUUGAUGGAGAGACGGAGAUACAACCGGCCUGUAAAAUGUAGAGGGAGGGGACACGACGUUUUCAAAAUACAUAUUUAGUAUGGCGGAUAGAAAAUGUCGACCGCUACAAAAACAGCAAUAUGAUACAACGUCACUCCGACUGAGCGAGACGCAUAUCAGAAUGGAAUCUGCUCAAGCUGCUCUACCGCAUCUGCCUUCAUAACAGCAACUAUUUUCAUGGAAGAACUGGAGUUUUAUCAUUAACGUCAGUGAAAAAUAACAUGACAUGCUCCAAUAGAAAAGACAUUCAUUAUAGGUAAGAGCUUGAGAAUAUUUCACGCCUGGUGAAUAACGCUCAAAUGAAAACAGGUACGAGGAACAUCCUGACCAUAUAGUUCAUUUCUGAAUGGAUCUCAUCGCCGGUUUUGAUUAGGACUUCUUGCAACGUCGCAAUAAACUGCACCAUGGAAAUCUGACUGAUCAGUUACCGGGCUUCUAAUGCUCAGUCGGUGAAUGGGAUGGAGACGUUGUUUACAAAAAGGCAGCAGACAUCUCUCUGAUGUUUUCCACAGACGACAGCAUCUCAUUUGUCAUUUUAAUACAUCUGGGGAAAUAAGCAUUUCCUAUCCUUUCUUCUUCGAGGACAGCAAUGUCAUCAACAACCCGGAGUAGUUUUGUUGUUGUCUGAUCUUAUUACGGAAAAUCAGCACUUGCCUCUGCGUCAAGCAUCGUUUAUGUAACUGAAGUGGGCUGUCUAGGGAAAUCCCUCUCUCAGCUCCUGAUUGGCCCUCUGUACCAUGAGCUCUGGCUCCGCCCAGGAUGUGGCGGUGGAGCAUUUCCUGCGUGACAUAGAGAGGCGUGGCCAGCGGCUCCACUGCGCUGUGAUUGGCUGUGAGGAGGAGCAUCCCCGCGGCGACAUGAACCUGCUCUAUCGCAAAAGCAGACUGGACUGGAGAAAUCGAGACCAGGACAGCAGUAAGAAAAGUUCCAGUCAUAAGGACGCGUCCUCUGCCACGGUGGGUAAGGUGCGGGACCUGGCCUCGUUCCGCCGACACUUCCGCAUGGGCUUUAUGACGAUGCCCGCGUCCCAGGACCUCUCCCCCCACUCGUGCGCCUCCGCCAUGGCGCCGCGCUCCCAGUCCUGCCACGCGGUGGGCGCCGGCGAGCCGGGCGGCCUGGAGAACGGCGACUACCCGGACUGCGACGGGCAGCACCCGUCCCACGGCAACCGCAACCCGCCGACCAAGCCCAAGCGCCACCCCAGCACCCGGCUCACCUCCACGCCGCAGCAGGAGCACCCGCCGCGGGGCAGCAUGGUCGGGCACCCCCCGCUCGAGGCGCCGCCGCCGCCGCCGCCACCGCCACCGCCGGCACAGGGCAGCCAAGGCCACCACUCGUCUGGCAAACACGGAGACAAGAAGAACGCCAUGAAGAAGUCCGAUUCGGGAGAGAUGGCGGGUAAGAAGGUUCCCCCGCUGAAGCCCAAACGGAGCCCGAGCACGCAGCUGUCCUUCGACCCGCCGCUGGCGCGCAUGUCCACCCCGGCCACGCCGCUGCCCUUCCAGAGCGGGGAGCCGUCGCCGCAGUCGGGCGAGGGGGGCGGCCUGGACGACGAGCCGGUCUACAUCGAGAUGGUGGGCCAGGUGUUCACGCGCGAGAGCGCGGCCACGCCACACCCGCCGCCGCUCACGCCCUCCGCCACCACGCCGGACUCCGACUCCGACCCGGGGGAGGCCAUCUACGAGGAGAUGAAGUACCCGCUGCCGGACAACCGCGAGGCCCACCGCCGCCUGCAGCUCCGGAACGAGCGCCUCAAGACCUCCAAGUCGCACCACCACCACCACCACCAUCACGCCUCCAAUGCGGUCUCUGCCGCGUCCUCCCCCUCUGUGGCCUCGUCCGCGCUCCCGCGGCCCUCCUCCUCCUCCCCGGCCUGCUCCUCAUCCUCAAAGCCCAAGGCCACCGUGUCCAUCUCACACUCCUCCCCGUUGCCCUGCUCCUCCUCCUCCUCCUCCUCCACCCCUGUGCCCCUCUCGUCCAGCCCGCACCCCCCACGCGCCCCCACGCCCUACCUCUUGCAGGGGGGCAAAUCGGAGCUGGACUCCAACAGCAAGAUCCCCGCACCCUUCCCUAACCUGCUCCAGCACAAGCCCCCCCUGCUCGCCUUCCCCCAGCCCGCCGCCGCCUCCAGUGGGGUGGGGGCACAGCACAAGAGCACCUCCUCCUCCUCCUCCUCCUCCUCCACCACCGCCGCCGCCGCCUCCUCUUCCUCCGCCUCCAAGAACGCCCAGUCCUCCUCCUCCUUAUCCGGUGGGGCGUCCUCCUCCUCUGCCGGCGGCGGCCACUCCGGCUCGGGCGGCUCCUCCAGCCUCCCCAACUCCUCCAAGGAGUCGUCCGGGGGCUCGGGGAGCGCGCAGGACAAGCAGCAGGCCGAGAGGAGGGAGGCGCAGCUGGGGCCGGCGCCUGGACUGAGAGCACGGAGUCACUCCACGCCGCUGCCUCCGUCCUCCAAGUCCUCCUCGCCAUACUCCCACCACCACAAUCACCACCACCACCACAAUCACCACCCGCACCACCGGCCCUCACACUACCACCACUACCGCAAGCCCGACAAGGAGACGGGCAAAGCCACGUGCUCCGCCUCCUCCUUCACCUCCUCCUCGUGCCAGUCCACCGCGCAGACGCAGGGCAAGGAGGGGAAGUCGGUCAGCUUCCUGCUGAAGUCUGACAAACCGGAGAGGGAAAGAGACAGGGACCGGGACAGGGACCGGGAUAGAGACCGGGAGAGGACAGGGAGAGGGACAGGGAUAGAGACAGGGACAGGGACAGGGAUAGAGAGAGGGACGCGUCCUCUGACACGUCCACCACCACACACGCGGGCCACACACACUCCUCCCAGAGCGCCUCCAGCACCACCACCACCUCCUCCUCCUCUUCCUCCUCGCAGCGACCGCACUCCCGCCCCCACCUGCACCGCUCGCACACCCCCCACGGCGUCUCCCACGGCCUGCCCGCCUACAAGCCCCCGCCGGCCGACAGCCCCCUGCUCUGGACGUACCCCUCCGUGGGCUUCAGGAGACCCCCGGCGUAUGACACACCACGAUCCAGGCUCCAAAGGCGGCGGCGGCGGCGGCGGCGGGAGUGGGCCUUCGUCCCUGCCGGGCAAAGCAGGCUUUGUGCCCUGGGAUGGGAGCGGAGGCAUGGGCCUGCCGGAUGAAGCGCCCUAUUGGCCGAUGCACAGGAAACUGUCCUUCAGUCACAGCAGCAGAGACACAGAGAAGGAGGAUGGCAGCGUGUGGAACGGCAGCACUGACGGCCUGCUGAGGAGGGAGAAGGACGACCUGGCCGUGGGGUUACGCGGAGGCCACUCGGGCAUCCCGGUGCGCAGCGCUGGCAGGGCCUUCGGGCACAGCGAGAGCCUGGCCGGAGCGGACGGGCCGCCCGGGUUCAGGGCGCUGAGCAGAGGAGUGCCCUUACCCUGCCAGACUUUCCCCGCCUGCCGAAACGGAGAGUUGGCACGUCUGGGCAGGUCGUCCUCCACCUCUGGGGUGAGGCAGGUGGGUGGAGGUGACGUCCAGAGACAGAGCAGUCUGCCCAUCAAGGAUGCCCUCAGCCAGCUCCAGGCCCAUGCUCUGGCCCAGGCCCCCUGCAGUCCUUCGUUGUCGCGGCAACAGCAGCAGCUUCAGCUCCACCAGCAGCAGCUCCAGCAGCAGCUGCAGCAGCACCAUCUCCAGCUCCAGUUCCAGCACCUGGCCCAGCUGGCGCAGGGACACCCUCCGACCACCGGGGGCGCCGGCAUGACCACCACCGUCACCGUCUCUGGCACCGUGGCUGCGGCCGCCGCUGUAGCCGCUGCCGCCGGCGCCGCUAGUGGAGGAAGCCACGGGCAGCGCGACGGCAAGCUGCUGGAGGUCAUCGAGCGGAAGCGCUGCCUCUGCAAGGAGAUCAAGGCCCACCGGCGGCCCGACAAGAGCCUGUACAAGCAGGACAGCAUGCCCAUCCUGCCCAGCUGGAGACAGACCCCGGAGCCCCGCAAGACGGGCACCCCGCCUUGCCAACGGCCCCAGGCAGUGGUGUGGGACACGGCCAUCUGAGGCGGAGUGGAAGAGGGAGGUAGAAUGAUGAGAGGUGGAUGACUUUACAGUUGAGAGAGGAGGAAAGAGAGAGUGAGUUGCUGGGGGGAGGGAGGGCGGGCGGCGGGCGGGCGGGGGGGGGGGAGGUGUUGGGGUUGCAGCACUCAUUGAGGUUGUGACUCUUUUUGUGGGCUGUGGAAGAGCUGGGAGUAACAUGUGCCAUAACUGCUGAAUGGAGGGGGGAUGUCAAAACUGUUCAGAACUACUGAUUCUCACCUUCUGUUGGAAGCAAGCAAAAAAAAAGAAAAAGAAAAAGAAAAAGAAGGAAAAUUAA
Messenger RNA from Clupea harengus (Atlantic herring), 4949 nucleotides. RefSeq names its product neuronal tyrosine-phosphorylated phosphoinositide-3-kinase adapter 1 (gene nyap1). Bases 1340 to 4636 code for a protein of 1098 amino acids. Gene Ontology annotation, biological process: neuron projection morphogenesis; phosphatidylinositol 3-kinase/protein kinase B signal transduction. The record is from RefSeq and is a predicted model, not a curated record. The transcript has 8 exons. NCBI's taxonomy places the organism in Eukaryota, Metazoa, Chordata, Actinopteri, Clupeiformes, Clupeidae.